Messenger RNA from Anastrepha obliqua, 808 nucleotides. RefSeq lists its product as uncharacterized. The record is from RefSeq and is a predicted model, not a curated record. Gene Ontology annotation, cellular component: ciliary membrane; Golgi apparatus. Gene Ontology annotation, biological process: negative regulation of smoothened signaling pathway. The transcript has 2 exons. Bases 82 to 585 code for a protein of 167 amino acids. NCBI's taxonomy places the organism in Eukaryota, Metazoa, Arthropoda, Insecta, Diptera, Tephritidae.
ACCGUUGACAUUUUAUUCGUAUUUUGUGGCUAUUGAACAUAGAUUAGCAGUAUAUGUAUAUAAACAAAACAAAAGUGGGAAAUGGAUAAGUUAACAACAAUUAGUGCUACUCUGUUUCUUGCCGCCGAUGUCUUUGCAAUAGUUAGUUUAGCAAUGCCGGAUUGGAUUGUAACCGAGGAGGCAGGGGAUAUACGUCUUGGUUUGAUGUGGACUUGUAUGACGCUUUAUAAUCGUUCACAAGUCUGUUAUACUCCUGAACUACAGCCGGAGUGGUUAUUAGCGCUCGUAUGCAUAUUUAUUGGAUGUAUUUGCAUAACAACAACUGUAAUACUAUUAGCAUCGAGCACUUGGGAUCGUAAUGUCAUACCCUACGCCCGAUGGGUAGGAUUUACCGCUAUGGUAUUGUUCUGUUUAGCUGCAGUGGUUUUGCCACUAGGUUUUCAUAUCGAAGAGAUUGGUGGUCAAGCCUACCAGCUGCCCAAUACAUAUAAAAUUGGCAUUUCGUACAUAUUGUUUGUGUUGGCUCUAUGGAUAACAGUUGUUUCUGAAUUGUUCGCAGGAAAAGUAUGUCUGCCACAUUUUUAAUAAAAAAUGCUAUAAAAAUAUAGGUGAAAAGAGAAAGAAUUUGGAGUUUGGGAAAUUUCAGCUGCUAUCUACUAUAUUUGUGAAAAGUUAUUAUAACUUUUCUCUAUUCUAGUUUAUUCUCUUUGCAACUGGCAUUUAUUCUCUUUUAGUUUAAACGAUGGAAUGCUACAAAGUUUUAUAAUAAGUACAAUAUUGAUUAUAAGAUUUUUGCUUAUUAAAAUUA